CCUGGCUUAUCUGCUUCCUUGUACGUAGGCGAACUUGACCCUAAUGUAUCAGAAUCCGUCCUGUUCAAGUUGUUCAAUAUGAUUGGUCCGGUCUCUAGUAUUCGUGUUUGCAGAGACGCCAUCACUAAAAAGUCUUUAGGCUAUGCUUAUGUCAAUUUCCAUACAAUGGGGGAUGCUGAGCGCGCUCUUGAAGCACUCAAUUAUACUGCUAUCCUUGGUCGCCCUUGUCGUAUUAUGUGGUCUCAACGUGACCCUGCUCUUCGCAGAACCGGAAAUGGAAAUAUCUUUAUCAAAAAUUUAGACCCUUCUAUUGAUAACAAAGCACUUCACGACACAUUUUCAGCUUUUGGUAAUAUCUUAUCUUGCAAGAUUGCUCAAGACCAUCAAGGAUAUUCCAAGGGUUACGGCUUUGUGCACUAUGAAACAGAAGAAGCUGCUGAAGAUGCUAUCAAGAAUGUCAACGGUAUGCUUUUGAAUGACAGAAAAGUUUUCGUAGGUCAUCAUAUCUCUAGAAAAGAACGACAAUCCCGUCUUGAAGAAAUCCGUUCCAAUUUCACCAACCUUUACAUCAAGAAUCUUUCCCCUGAAGUGGAUGAAGAAGAAUUACGCUCUCUUUUUGCUUCCUUUGGUCCUAUCACUUCCGCUGUGGUUACUCGAGAUGAAGAAGGUCGCUCUCGUGGCUUUGGUUUUGUCAAUUUCGAACAACAUGACGAUGCCGCGAAAGCUGUAGAUGAACUCAAUGCCACUCUUUGUCAUGGACAACCCCUUUAUGUCUCUCGUGCUCAAAAGAAAAACGAACGCGAAGAAGAAUUACGCCGUCAAUAUGAACAAGCCAAAAUGGACAAAUUAAACAAAUACCAGGGUGUCAAUCUUUACGUCAAAAACUUGGAAGAAUCCAUUGAUGAUGAACAAUUACGUGAAGCCUUUGCUGCUUUCGGUCAUAUCACAUCCGCUAAAGUCAUGCACAAUAACAGAGGCGUCAGUCGUGGAUUCGGCUUUGUUUGCUUCUCCUCCCCUGAGGAGGCCACACAAGCUAUCGCUGAAAUGAACGGUCGUAUGUUGGGAUCAAAGCCUAUCUAUGUUGCUUUGGCUCAACGUAAGGAUGUGAGACGAUCCCAAUUAGAAGCACAAAUGGCCAAUAGACGUGGUUAUCACCAACAACAACAACAACAACAACAAUCCAUGAUGGGCAUGGGUCAUCCUUCUCAACAUCAUCCAUCCAUGUAUUAUGGUGCUCCUAUGCCUCCUCAUCGAGGUUUCAUCCCUCAACCCAUGAUGCAACACCCUCGUUACCCCAUGAUGCAUCCAUCCCAUAAUAGACCGCCUCGUGGAUCUCGUCGUUAUAACAACAACUACAGCAACAACAACAAUUACCAUCAGCAAAAUAACAGUAGACCUUAUAAUAAUGGGGAAAGCGCUGAUGCUUCUGCUGCUGCUGCUGCUGCUACUGCUACUACCUCUGCUUCACCUGCAAAUGACACCCACACGGAAGGUCUUGAAAAUCAACUUGAAUCUUUAACCUUGAAUGAUUUGAAUCAAUUAUCUCCUGAAGAUCAAAAGCAAUCCCUUGGUGAACGAUUGUAUCCUCUUAUCAAUGCACAAGAACCGGAAUAUGCUGGUAAAAUCACCGGUAUGCUCUUGGAAAUGGAUAAUGCAGAGUUGGUCUCUUUGAUCAACAACCAUCAUUUGUUAUCUUCCAAAAUCCAAGAAGCCAUGGAUGCGCUCAAGCAACACUUGGCU
Messenger RNA from Mycotypha africana, 1740 nucleotides. RefSeq lists its product as uncharacterized. Gene Ontology annotation, cellular component: ribonucleoprotein complex. The transcript is spliced from 4 exons. NCBI's taxonomy places the organism in Eukaryota, Fungi, Mucoromycota, Mucoromycetes, Mucorales, Mycotyphaceae. The annotation marks the transcript as partial. Gene Ontology annotation, molecular function: RNA binding. The record is from RefSeq and is a predicted model, not a curated record.